This is a messenger RNA of Thalassophryne amazonica, 1629 nucleotides long. It is a transcript of the gene mtdha, whose product is annotated as metadherin a. Bases 57 to 1556 code for a protein of 499 amino acids. Gene Ontology annotation, molecular function: transcription coregulator activity. Gene Ontology annotation, biological process: positive regulation of angiogenesis; regulation of transcription by RNA polymerase II; positive regulation of canonical NF-kappaB signal transduction. The transcript is spliced from 12 exons. NCBI's taxonomy places the organism in Eukaryota, Metazoa, Chordata, Actinopteri, Batrachoidiformes, Batrachoididae. Gene Ontology annotation, cellular component: nucleus. The record is from RefSeq and is a predicted model, not a curated record.
AUAUUGCGCUUGGAACACUGGCAAUGAAGCUAACAACUCAGCCGUGAUCAGUAAACAUGGCUGUAGACUUGAAAGGUUUUGCGCUGGAAAAAGUCGAAUUUAUUUCUAACCGUCUGAAGGAGCUCCUGUCUUCCGGUCAAGGAUAUGUCAGGGCUCAGUUCGGGGUGGAUCUGGGACUGAAGCCCAAGUUUUACCCGACGUGGGUCGUCCUGUCCACAGCCUUGGCGGGUCUACUGCUGCUGCUCGCUCUGUCCUGGGCUGCCGUCUGCGGCGGCCUGCUGAUCAGGAAAAAGCGGGGAUCUCCAGUGAACCGGGACGGUGGCGAAGCCGACAAGGGCCAACUCUCCAAAACAGCCAAACCAGAGGAGCAGAAGAGGAGGAACAAAAAUAAAACGUUUGAAAAGAAACCUCAGUCCAAUGGACAACCAGUGACUGUAGAUCGCAAUGAAGUUAAAGUGACUGAAAUAGUCUCCAAGCCGUCGCCACAGGUCAAUCCUGACAAGGUCCAUGAAGUGCAGGCCCCUGUACAGGUCAAAAAGAACAAGAAAAAGAACAAAACUGAAGCAAAACGAGUUCAGUUAGUGCCUACAAAUGAAGGGAAGGAAGUAGAUGAUGGUGCAUGGGAAACAAAGGUUAGUAACCGAGAAAAGAGGCAGCAGCGCAGGAAGGACAAGGGCUCUGAUGAAUCUGGUAGCCCUGGAGGAGUUGAAACUCCCAAGACUCGUAUGGGAGCAGGUGGCACAUCAUCAGCUACUAACAAGAAGAACAGAGAGUUUCUGCAAUCAAGAAACAGUGCAAAGGCAGACACACCAAGUGGAGCCGCUUCCUGCAGCUCAAAACAGGAGCCUUCACUCAACGGCGGAGGUUGGACUGACGUGUCUUUGAAGAUCCCAGCUCAGAUGGGGUCUGCAGAGGGAGCAAAGUGGACUACCAUCUCCUCUGUGAAGCACUGCAGGAUGCAACCUGAGACCAAGUCCUGGGCACAGGACACAAAAGCAGCGUGGAGCGGCAUUGAUGGACGAAUAAAGUCUGACCGUAACCCCGUGUCCUUCCCCAUGCUGGGACUAAACACGACAGACUCGAUAUCCAGCUCAGUUGAGCUGCAGUGGUCAAGCCCCGCUGAUGUUGAAGAUGAAUGGUCUGGGUUCAAUGGGAUAGCAGCAUCAGACCCCAGCUCUGACUGGAGUGACCCAGUGGAGUAUUGGGGAAACUAUGAAGACACUCCUGUGUUGGCGACUCUAGUUCCACUGCUGAAGGAACAGCCUGUCCCCAGCAAGGUAUCUGAAGAUAAGAAGGACACUGAGGAUACUGAAACUGAAGCAGCCAAAUCUAAGAAGAGAAGGAAAAAGAAGAAGAAAACAGAAGAGGAAACUGCAUGUGUGCCUCAGACGGUGAUAGCAGUGCCCUUGAGCAGUACGGCACCAAAAUCCCAAGAGCUUCCAGUGCUGAUGUCCAACAAGCAAAAUAGCAGCACAACCUCCAGUGAGAAGAACUCUGAACAGAUGGUGGAGCCUCUGAAAGCCUCCCAGAAGAAAAAGGUCCGGAGGGAAACAUGAAGUUAGACCACAGAUCCACUCCAAUCUUAUGCAAAUGAUUGUUAAAUACGUCACAAGCAAUAAUGACCAGGGA